Messenger RNA from Paramecium tetraurelia, 543 nucleotides. RefSeq lists its product as uncharacterized. Lineage: Eukaryota; Ciliophora; Oligohymenophorea; Peniculida; Parameciidae. The transcript is spliced from 2 exons. The record is from RefSeq and is a predicted model, not a curated record.
AUGCUCGACAAAUAUAAAGAGUCAGAAUAAUGGGUAGACAAAGUCCUAAAAUAUGAUUCAAACUAUGUUAAUGCGUUGCGAUGCAAAGGUGAAUAUGUUUAUAUCAUUUUUAAGGAGAAUGCUUAAAUAACACAAUCAGACUUUAUUUAUUCUUUAGAUAUUUGGUAUGAAUAAAUUAUAACAAUACUAGUGUAAAGUUUAUCAAUCAUUUCGAUCUUAGAUCUAUAUUCAAGUUUGGUAUUUUUGAAAAGGCAAUUAUUUUUGCUGAUCAGAUACUAGAAAUCUUCCCUAAUCAUAUAGAUAUAUUGCUUUGUAAAGGUUAGCAAAUUUAAAAUAAUCUAAGCUCAUAGUUAAAGAUUGCUUGGGAAAUUUAAUGAGGCCUCACUUUCUCAAAAAGGUUUUUCAUUCAAUUACGCUAAGGUCUGUGUCUAUAAGAGUUAUAAUGAUAUUAAGAGGCUAUUAUUUGUUACUAGAAGGCUUUAAAGAUCCAGCCAAAUAAUGGAUGGACUUUUUGUAGAAAAAAAUAAUGUGAAGAGGCACUGA